Molecule: messenger RNA, 1075 nt
Organism: Sorghum bicolor (sorghum)
Lineage: Eukaryota; Viridiplantae; Streptophyta; Magnoliopsida; Poales; Poaceae
Product: light-harvesting complex-like protein 3 isotype 1, chloroplastic
Exons: 3
Coding region: 104-865 (253 amino acids)
Source: RefSeq, a predicted model, not a curated record
CUCUCCUCUCUAUCCUUUUCCUUUCCUUCCACUGCUCUGCUCUUGCUCUCCGUCUCUCCCCACACUGCCACUGCCAGCCUCCCUCCCCUCCCCUUCGCUCGCCAUGGCCAUGGCGACCUCCACCUUCUCCCCGCGCCCCGCCACCCUCAACAAGCCCCUGCGACCUGGCGCCAAGCCCGCCAGCCUCCUACCCUUCCCGUGCCGCCGUGCCGGCAGACUCGUCUGCGCCACCGCUGCCGGGGAGGCGCCGCCCGUCGAGGUCGAGCAGCGGGACGAGGCGGAGCCGGCCCCCGCCGCGGCCUCCAACGGGGCCGCCGUCAAGGCCGAGGCGCCCGCCCCAAAGGCCGUGCAGGCUGAGGCCCCGCCGGCGCCCGCGCCGGUCCCGGCCUUCCGGGACGCCAGGUGGGUCAACGGCACCUGGGACCUCACCCAGUUCGACAAGGGCGGCGUCGUCGACUGGGACGCCGUCAUCGACGCCGAGGCCAGGAGAAGGAAAUGGCUUGAAGAUUAUCCAGAGGCCACUAGCACAGACGAGGCUGUCGUCUUCGACACUUCAAUUAUCCCAUGGUGGGCAUGGAUGAAGCGAUUCCACCUUCCUGAAGCCGAGAAGCUAAAUGGUCGCGCUGCCAUGGUUGGCUUCUUCAUGGCAUACUUUGUGGAUAGCUUGACGGGCGUGGGCCUUGUUGACCAAAUGGGCAACUUCUUCUGCAAAACGCUGCUGUUUGUUGCCGUCGCUGGUGUACUGCUAAUCAGGAAAAAUGAGGACAUUGAAUCACUGAAGAAGCUUAUCGACGAGACUACGUUCUAUGACAAGCAAUGGCAGGCAACCUGGCAAGAUGAUUCCACUGGGGGACCAAAGAAUUAGUUCAGCAUUGGGAUACAGAUGCAGAAUCGUUCUUGUGAUGUACUUUACCUCUUUCUUCGGCCUUUUUGUUUCGCCGUCUCGUGAGGCUUGGAGGAACAUUUUGACAAACCGUAAUAAUCUACGUGAUCCUGUAAAAUAGUAUGGACUCACUUUGUGUGCUAGAGAUAAUUACGUGCAGUUUCAAUGCUUUAUAUGGUUUGCCAUCUCAAA